AUGGCAUCCAACAGCCAUGAACAUGAUCGCCGGAUACUCGGGCGGGCACUGGCUUCCGAAUUGACUGCCGAGUCUCACAAGGAAUACGCGCUUGAGCUGAAGAUUGCUGGAGGCGCCAUUGGAGGUUUGCCGACUAAUAUCACGAAGCUGUUCUUGGCCGUCAACGGGAACGUCUUUGCAGAACUCAUGUCUGCGAGUAUGCUUGCGGUCGCGGCCAAGUUCCCCGAGCUUGCGGCGUACAUUGAAACGCAGCUGAUCAAGGACUAUAUCGCUCAGUUCAGCAUCCUGAUUUCUCAGUGCUAG
This is a messenger RNA of Mytilinidion resinicola, 303 nucleotides long. RefSeq lists its product as uncharacterized. Gene Ontology annotation, biological process: lipid catabolic process. The coding region runs from base 1 to 303 and encodes 100 amino acids. Lineage: Eukaryota; Fungi; Ascomycota; Dothideomycetes; Mytilinidiales; Mytilinidiaceae. Gene Ontology annotation, molecular function: triacylglycerol lipase activity. The transcript has 2 exons. The record is from RefSeq and is a predicted model, not a curated record.